AUGAGUCCAGUAAUAAUCGUAACUGGUGCCAACAAGGGCAUCGGAUACGAAAUAUCUAAAAAGCUUAUCGCUGAUGGUGCCAAGGUCAUCAUGACUGCCAGAGAUCAAGCCAGACUUGAUGAGGCUGCUAAUAAGUUGAAGCCGUUUGGCGCUGUUAAGCUCGAUGUGACUGACGAUGCAUCAGUAGAAGAAGCGAAACGAGAGAUAUCACGUUUGGCGCCUGCUAUUGACGGUCUAGU
Molecule: messenger RNA, 239 nt
Organism: Perkinsus marinus ATCC 50983
Lineage: Eukaryota; Perkinsozoa; Perkinsida; Perkinsidae
Product: carbonyl reductase, putative
Exons: 3
Source: RefSeq, a predicted model, not a curated record